Molecule: messenger RNA, 410 nt
Organism: Suillus plorans
Lineage: Eukaryota; Fungi; Basidiomycota; Agaricomycetes; Boletales; Suillaceae
Exons: 2
Coding region: 40-195 (51 amino acids)
Molecular function (GO): oxidoreductase activity, acting on the aldehyde or oxo group of donors, NAD or NADP as acceptor
Source: RefSeq, a predicted model, not a curated record
CCUACCAUCAUUCUAACCAAAGAUCUCGAAUCAAUCACCAUGAAAGAAGACAUCUUUGGUCUUGUCAUCUCUGUUUAUGUAUACGACGACGCGAAUUAUGAGAAGACUCUGGAACUCAUCGAUAACGCCUCGCCUUAUGCACUGACUGGCUCUAUGAGAGUCGCACUUAAGGUCUCUGCGAUAUGCCUUGACUGACCAUCUCUUCUCCAGCUUUGCCACAGACUACAAAGCCCUUCUGACUCUCGCAAACGAACUACGCAACGCUGUUGGCAACGUCUAUUACAACGAGGAAUGCGCUGGCACGGUUGUGGGUCAACAACUCUUUGGACCAGCGAGUGGGACUAACGACAACCAUAUUCUACCGGUCCGUUUCGGCGAAAAGCAUCAAGCAGAACUUCGUGGGCCCGGAG